Messenger RNA from Onychostoma macrolepis, 2654 nucleotides. It is a transcript of the gene med1l, whose product is annotated as mediator of RNA polymerase II transcription subunit 1-like. Gene Ontology annotation, cellular component: mediator complex. The record is from RefSeq and is a predicted model, not a curated record. Gene Ontology annotation, molecular function: nuclear vitamin D receptor binding; nuclear retinoic acid receptor binding; nuclear thyroid hormone receptor binding. The transcript is spliced from 17 exons. NCBI's taxonomy places the organism in Eukaryota, Metazoa, Chordata, Actinopteri, Cypriniformes, Cyprinidae. Gene Ontology annotation, biological process: cellular response to thyroid hormone stimulus; regulation of transcription by RNA polymerase II. The coding region runs from base 118 to 1917 and encodes 599 amino acids.
AAAGUCUUUUUGAAGUUUGGCCGUUCGUGUUUAUAUACUUAUCUCUAAGUUAUGUGUUAUUAAUCUUGAGACAAAUCACUUGAGCUCCAGUCUAAAAGCAAUUAACGAGUGGCUAAAAUGGAGUCCGAGAGCGAACCUGGUCCUAUAAGCAUGAAGACCAAGACUUUACUGUCUCACCUGAAGUCCAAAUAUGCUGAUAAAUCUUGGAACGAGACCGUUCAGCUGGUGCGGAGAUGCAUGGAAAAAACAAAAGGAGACGGUAGAGUCUGUGAGCCAGUCGCACAAUGUCUUCAGAAGAUCAACGAGGCGCUCAACGUGUCCUCCUUGACCGUAAUGGUGUCCAGACUAGAGAUGAUUGCCAAGCAAAGAGGAUUGGGGUCACAUAUGAGCCCCACAGAGACGGUGUGUUACCUGACAGCAGACCUGUUUUACGUCGAGGUGGUGCUGCUGCCGGGGGGAAGAGUGGAAGAUGUGAGGGUGGCCCAUCACGGCGAAGCUCCUGAGUCCAGCCCAUCACUCCUCCAGUUGUUGAGGAUGAAGAAAUUUCAAGAGUUCUCUCUAAAGUUGGAAGAUCUUGCCUCUUUUUAUAACAUCCCAGGAGACAGUGAUGUCAAGAUUAAAACCUACGCCUCUCUUAAGCACCUGGAAACCGAUCUCUUCAAAAUAUCCCAUUUACCAAGGUCUUUGAGAGAAAGUGACCUUCACGUUGACCUCAUUAUGAACGGCAGGAUUGGGAACAUCCAGCCAGGCAAAGAGGGAACUCCAAUGACCGUCGAGUACUACAUUAGUCCAUUAGAUGUUCUCAUGGGGUUGUCAAACACAGGUGAGGUUAGUGGUGGGCAGAUUGCUCUGGUAACAGUGGGAAGCAGUGACGCCUCUCACAGGCUGCAGAGGGAGUCGCUGAUCUCUUGUCCACCUCAGGUCGACUCUCUCGGGUUUCCAGUGUUUCAGCCGCUCACUGAAUCCUGCUCUGAAUUACUCCCUGCCACCUUUCUUUUCAAACUACAGCCGCCGUUACCUAUGCUUAUUUCCUUCAUAGACAAAAUGGGCAGAGUCACAGAUGGAGUUAUAGCUGAGAAACCCCAGCAGGUGGAGCCUCUACCUCAACUUCUCAUGAAGACCAGCAAAACGCUGAACUCCAAGAUCUCCUGGACAGAAAGGGUUCAGUUUGUUGUGCCAUUGCCUGCCUCGGAGUACCACAGUUAUGUGUUCCCUGGGGCCGAAUGGGGCAGAGAGUCCUGGAAAGGAGCCUUAAUUCACACAGUCCCCUUCACACACCCCGGCCACGUCCCUGCCUUACUGGAUCUCCUUCGCCAUCAGUCUGCCAUCAACGUCCUGCUGGCAAGCUGCUUCAGUGACCACAGCCACCACAUAGAUACUGGCUUACUUUAUGACCUGAGAUGUGAGAUCCUUCCAGAAUCAGACCACUGCCUUUCUGUUACAUUCAGCCUUGAUGAUGACAACCACCUGGCUGUUCUUCAAGUGACUGUGGUGGACUCUCAUCAGAUGAGCUGCAGACUUCUGAUGCCUAAUUUUGUGGAUCAUAAAUUGGACGACUACAUAUCCAGGGUCCUUAUGCGAUGCAUGUCCGUUCCCAUCACGAUGAGGGCCAUACGCAGGAAAGUGACGCCUCCCUCCUUACCUGCAGCCGACCCAGAGUCCUCUGCUGCGAUGGAGAGCACUGAUCAGUCUGUUCCUGAUAUCAUCAGCACCGUCCGCCCGUCUGCCUCCGUCUCCUGUGAUGCCGCUGAGGAUGUGAUCAUGGCCUCUCCUCCUCCAGUCUACUAUCUCAUGUCUGUUGGUGACCCAGCGGCUGAUAAUGUGAAUACAGAUGCAGUUGCUAACUGUUCCCCCUGUGCUUCUCUGGGUGUGUAUUCACACUGGGCGACCAGUGGACUUCCUCCAGAGCUUCUAUAGUGCGAGGAGAGGUUUUACUACAGAGAAUUUUAAGAGAUUUCUUACACCAUUUUAGUGUAAUCGUUAAUAAAAAAUAAAAGUUAUCUUAAAAGCUUAUAGAAAGCGGCUUUAUCCCGUGAAUUCAAGUCUGACUACUAGAAAUCAGAGCUGUUCCUGGUCAUAUUGUGCAUGAUUUAUCAUGCACUUGUUGCAUUUAUUUUAAAGAGGGGAAAAAAUACUUAUCUUCAUUAUUCACUGAAUCACAGAAUAGUCUUUAUUACGAAACCAACUGCCAAAUGCAGCAUUUUUAAGUGCACUUAUUUAUUAUUAUGCAUGGAUCACUUCCAGAAGCUGGCUAGUGGUUGUCUAUGGGACACCCUUAGUAUUUCUGCCAGGGUCCAAAAUUAACAAUUUUAAUGUGUGAAAAUCUGCUAUGGCAAGUAUUUGUGCUCAGCGAACGAGAUGCUUUAGAUUCUCCCUGUGGUUUUCCACCAUAAGUUAUGUUAACUCAUUCCUACAGUUUCAUAAGUAAAAUCUGCUUGAAUGUGGUGUUCCAUAAAUUUUCUUGUCAUUUCAAUGCUUAAGCCGCACAAUGAAUUAUUCUAAUUGUAUAAAAUAAAACAUCCAAGUGCCAUUUUAAACCUAAGAAUAUUUUUAAAAAGGCAUAUUAAUACAUGUAGCUUCAAGGAACAUUUUCCGUAUGAUAAUGUGAAGCACAUGCAGAGCAUCCAAGUUCAGUUAAUACAUUGACACAACUA